This is a messenger RNA of Salvia splendens (bonfire salvia), 4503 nucleotides long. RefSeq lists its product as uncharacterized. Bases 24 to 4301 code for a protein of 1425 amino acids. The transcript has 17 exons. Gene Ontology annotation, molecular function: ferric-chelate reductase activity. The record is from RefSeq and is a predicted model, not a curated record. Gene Ontology annotation, cellular component: plasma membrane. NCBI's taxonomy places the organism in Eukaryota, Viridiplantae, Streptophyta, Magnoliopsida, Lamiales, Lamiaceae.
AGACUCACUUGAAUCUAAGUCUAAUGCAUUGCUCAUGGAGUUGGAUGCAUCACAACUGCAAUCUCCAACUUCAUGUCUACUCCAGCCUAGAAGAAAACAUGCUAUGCAGCUUUGCAGAAACUUCAAGAGAGAAGAUGAAAUAUCGUGCAGCAUGGCAGAUUUUCUUUCUUCUAGUGUUUGUAGGCUAUAUGUUUAUAUGGGUCAUGCUUCCUACAAAAACUUACAAGAGGUCAUGGUCUCUCGAAUUGAAUAAAAGACUCAGCUCCACAUACUUCAGGGAACAAGGGACGAAUCUUGUUUUAUUCAGUUUUCCUCUUAUGCUCACUGCUUUUUUGGGAUGUGUUUAUCUACAUCUCCUUAAGAAGUCGAAUUCUGAGAGUAAGAGUUACUAUGAUUUCCUGAGACGUCCAGCAUUGGUGAUGGCGCCGCUUGGGAUAGUCAACUAUGUGGAGCUUAUAUUUGCCGCCAUGUUUAUAGUACUUAUGAUUUGGUCUCUAGCAAAUUAUAUGUAUGUCAGCAUAAAGUAUCCCUUCAUGAUGAGGCACGGAGUGGCCCAGUGGCAAACUAUCUUCCGUGGCGUAUCCCUGAGGCUUGGCUAUAUUGGAAACACAACUUGGGCCUUUCUAUUUUUCCCUGUGACAAGAGCAUCAUCAGUCUUGCCUCUCCUUGGCCUCACAUCAGAGUCUAGUAUCAAGUAUCACAUCUGGCUUGGCCAUCUUUCAAAUAUUCUUUUUGCUCUCCACAGCAUAGGGUUUGUUAUCUAUUGGUGGGCAAUGUCUCAUGAAAUGAUCCUGAUGCUCGAGUGGAGCAGUACUUAUCUGUCCAAUUUUGCUGGAGUCAUUGCAUUUGUUCUGUCUCUACUGAUUUGGGCGACGAGCUUGGAUCGUGUUAGGCGAAAAAUGUUUGAAGUAUUCUAUUAUGCUCACCAACUCUAUCUUCCCUAUCUCUUCUUCUACAUGCUUCAUGUUGGAGUGGCCUAUCUCUGCAUGAUUCUUCCUGGGAUCUUCCUCUUCCUUAUUGACCGACACUUGCGGUUCCUACAAUCUAGACGGCGCGCUAGGCUGGAUUCGACGCGCCUUUUACCUAAUGGCACCAUGGAACUGACCUUCAGCAAGGAUCCAGGGCUUUCUUAUACUCCCACAAGUAUCUUGUUCGUGCAUGUUCCGAGCAUCUGCAAACUGCAGUGGCAUCCUUUCACAGUGAUGUCAAACAGCAACUUGGAGACGAAUAAGCUAAGCAUCAUGAUCAAGAUUGAGGGAAGUUGGACUCAGAAGCUCUACAAACAGCUUUCUUCGUCUUUGGAUCAUCUUGAAGUGUCUACUGAAGGCCCUUACGGACCUGCUUCAUCUGAUUUUCUAAGCCAUGAGUCUUUGGUGAUGAUAAGCGGAGGAAGUGGCAUCGCUCCUGUCAUCUCCAUCAUACGCGAAUUCAUUUUCAGAAGUACAGAAUCCAACAGAAAGGUUCCAAACAUCCUCCUCAUCGCAGCCUUGAAGCACACAACCGAUCUAACCAUGCUUGAUCUCUUGCUUCCCCUAUCUGGCUCUCUAUUAGACAUUUCAAAGAUUCAGCUGCAGAUAGAAGCUUAUGUUACUCAAGAACACGAAAGGCCUGUCGAGGAAGCCAAGAAUCAAAUUGAGACUAAGGUGUACAAACCAAAUCCAUCAGAUUUACCCAUAUCUGCAGUACUGGGAAAGAACAGCUGGCUGUGGCUUGGUGCGAUAAUCUCAUCCUCCUUUAUCAUGUUUCUACUGCUUCUCGGAUUUGUAACACGUUACCUUAUAUAUCCCGUGGAGAAAAGGGGAGAGAAUUACCAUUACAGCUACAAAAUUUUGUGGGACAUGUUUCUUGUUUGUGCUAGCAUCUUUGUAUCAACUAGUGCCAUUUUCCUCUGGCAAAAGAAAGGUAUAUCUGGAGAAGGGAAGAAUCAGAUUGAAAAUGUUGAUCUGCCAACUCCAACGAGAUCACCCUCUUCUUGGUUGAGCGGUUCAGAUAGAGAACUUGAGAGCCUGCCUCAACAGUCUCUUGUUCAAUCCACAAAUAUACACUAUGGAGCACGACCCGAUCUCAAGAGGAUACUCCUUGGGUGCAAAGGAUCGGACGUUGGAGUUGUAGUUUCCGGGCCUAAAAGCAUGAGACAUGAGGUUGCAAGAACAUGUGCUUCUGCUUCAGCCAAAAACCUCUUUUUCGAGUCCAUCAGCUUCAACUGCAAUAAAUUAAAGAAGAUGCGAUAUCGAUCAGCAUGGCAGUCUUACUUCCUUGUGUUUUUGGUGGGAUAUAUGUUGGUAUGGAUUCUGUUGCCUACAAAGACUUACAAGAAUUCAUGGACUCCCAAAAUGCAGAAAAAGCUCAACUCCACUUACUUCCGUGAACAAGGGGUUAAUCUUCUUUUGCUAAGCUUCCCUCCAAUGCUCGUCGCCGCCCUCGGAUGUGUAUAUCUACAUCUGCACAAGAAAUCCAGUUCCGCGAGUAGCAAAAGGUCUUACCUUUCGAUGAAACGGCCGGCGAUGGUGGCGCCGCCGCUAGGCAUAGUGAACGCGGUCGAGCUGACCUUCGCGGCCAUGUUUGUAUUACUUAUGAUCUGGUCUUUGGCUAACUACUUGUAUGUUAGCUUCGAGCAUCUCCACAUGCACACUCCCGGAGAAAAAGUAUGGCAAGCCAAGUUCCGUAGCGUGUCGCUGAGGCUGGGAUAUAUCGGACACGCGUGCUGGGCUUUCCUCUUCUUUCCUGUGACACGAGGCUCGUCGUUGCUGCCUCUGAUCGGGCUGACCUCCGAUUCCAGCAUCAAGUAUCACAUCUGGCUCGGCCAUCUCUCCUCGUUGCUAUUCACUCUCCACAGCGUGGGAUUCAUCAUAUACUGGUGGACCAUGACCGAUCAAAUGUACCUGAUGCUUGAGUGGAGCAGCACCUACCUCUCUAAUUUCGCCGGAGUGAUUGCCUUCGCGCUGCUGCUGGCCAUUUGGGCGACGAGCUUCGACCGCGUGAGGCGGAAAAUGUUCGAAGUCUUCUACUACACACACCAUCUCUACUCCAUCUAUAUUUUCUUCUACAUGUUCCAUGUUGGAGUCGCCUAUCUCUGCAUGAUCCUCCCCGGAAUCUUCCUCUUCCUCAUCGACCGUUACUUGAGAUUCCUCCAAUCCCGAGGGAGCGCCCGCCUCCAUUCCGCCCGCCUUUUACCCAAUGGAGCAAUGGAACUCACCUUUGCAAAGAAUCCAGAGCUGUCGUAUAACACAACUAGCACGUUGUUCGUUCGUGUCCCGAGCAUAUGCAAACUGCAGUGGCAUCCAUUUACAGUGAUUUCCAACUCCAACAUGGAGAAAGACAAGCUGAGUGUUGCAAUCAAACCUUAUGGAGGUUGGACACAGAAGCUCUACAAACACCUUUCUACACCUUUGGAUCAUCUUCAAGUAUCAACUGAAGGCCCUUAUGAACCUGCAUCAUCUCAUUUUCUAAGCCAUGAGUCUUUGGUGAUGAUAAGUGGAGGAAGCGGCAUCACACCUUUCAUCUCCAUAAUCCGCGAAAUCAUCCACAAAAGUACAUCAGAAUCAGGCACCAAGGUCCCAAGAGUCCUCCUAGUCACAGCCUUCAAGAACACUGCUGAUUUAGCAAUGCUAGAUCUCUUGCUUCCUCUCUCCGAAGCUUCUGUAGACCUCUCCAAACUGGAGUUGCAGAUAGAAGCAUACAUUACUCAGGAGCACGAGAGGCCCAUUGGGGAUGACAAAAACCAAAUAGAGAUAAAACUUUUUAGGCCAAAUCCAUCAGACACUCCAAUAUCUGCAGUGCUAGGGAAGAACAGCUGGCUGUGGCUUGGUGCCAUAAUCUCAUCAUCCUUCCUCAUGUUUCUGCUGCUUCUCGGGCUUGUUACUCGUUACCACAUAUACCCUGUCGAGAAGAGGGGAGAGAAUUACCAUUACAGCUACAAAAUUAUGUGGGACAUGUUUCUUGUUUGUGCAAGCAUCUUUGUAGCAACUAGUGCCAUUUCCAUCUUUCAGAAGAGGAAUGUUUCUGCAGAAGGGAAUCAAAUUAAGAAUAUCGAGCUGCAAACUCCAACCAUGUCACCUUCUUCGUGGUUAACCCCUUCGGAUAGGGAACUGGAGAGCCUGCCUCAGCAGUCUCUUGUCCAAUCCACCAAAGUGCAGUAUGGUGCAAGGCCUGAUCUCAAGAGGAUACUGUUUGAUUGCAAAGGUUCAGAUGUUGGAGUCCUUGUCUGUGGGCCUAAAAGUAUGAGGCAUGAAGUUGCCAGAAUAUGUGCCUCUGGUUUGGCCAAAAACCUGCAUUUUGAGUCCAUGAGCUUCGACUGGUGAUGAAUGUUUUGCUGAUUAAUUAGAACGACCGCCUCCCGAUUUUUAUUUGUUUCUCAGAUUUCUCAUCGCGGUCUUUAGGCCAUGCUUAUUCCUAUUGUUUUGCUUUUCCAUGUAUAUAUAGAUUUUGUCAUGCUGUAAAGUACUGUACAUGCUAUACUUGACAAAUGUAUUUACAAAGUUAUGCUUUGAAAUUUUUUGAUCA